Messenger RNA from Coffea eugenioides, 399 nucleotides. Its product is annotated as phospho-2-dehydro-3-deoxyheptonate aldolase 1, chloroplastic-like. Gene Ontology annotation, biological process: aromatic amino acid biosynthetic process. Gene Ontology annotation, molecular function: 3-deoxy-7-phosphoheptulonate synthase activity. The record is from RefSeq and is a predicted model, not a curated record. The transcript has 3 exons. NCBI's taxonomy places the organism in Eukaryota, Viridiplantae, Streptophyta, Magnoliopsida, Gentianales, Rubiaceae. The coding region runs from base 1 to 399 and encodes 132 amino acids.
AUGGAAACUCACUGGAUUGGAGUGUUGGUGGCUGUGCUUGAGACACUGGAAUCGUUCCCAACCUUAGUCUUGGCUAGUGAGAUAAGGGCUUUAGAAGAAAGGCUUGCUAAUGCAGCCAUGGGCAAUGCCUUUCUUUUACAAGGAGGGGAUUGUGCUGAGAGCUUUAAGGAGUUCAGAGCUGAUAACAUUUUUGAUGCUUUCAAUAUUCUUGCUCAGAUGAGUAUUGUCCUCAUGUUUGGAGGGCAAAAGCCAGUUAUUAAGGUUGGAAGAAUGGCUGGUCAGUUUGCUAAGCCAAGAUCAACAACAUAUGAGGAGAAAGAUGAACUGCGGCUACCGAUUUACAAAGGGGAUAGUAUUAAUGGUUAUGACUUCAAUAGAAAAUCAAGAACUCCAGAGUGA